Molecule: messenger RNA, 1494 nt
Organism: Entrophospora sp. SA101
Lineage: Eukaryota; Fungi; Glomeromycota; Glomeromycetes; Entrophosporales; Entrophosporaceae
Source: the annotation of a GenBank genome assembly
AUGAAUGAUACAUAUUUGUUAGCAUACUACCUACAUCCUAAAUAUAAAGAAGAAGAUGAUGAUGAAAAUAAUGAUUCGAUUCUAGAAUUACUUCCCGAAAAUAAUGAUGAUUCUGAACCUAGUGAUGACAUUGAAUUAGAGUUGGAAAGAAUUCUCUCACUAAAUGAAGUAUUUGUUGUUAUAAACAAUAAUGAUUAUGUUACAGCAAAUCAAGAGGAGAAUACAAACAGUGAAGCAACUGAAGAAAUAGAAGAUUAUGACCCAGCACAAUUAGCUUCUAAUUAUCUAAAAUCAAAACUUAUAGAGGCUUUUGCGAAAUCUUUACAAACAUUACAAGAUUUGUUAAAUGAUACACUUAAAAUGUCAGAAGAAAGAGAUAACUAUUGGCAGAAAAAAUUAGGUAAAGAAUUAGAAGCUAAAAAGUUAUGGGAAGAAAGCAUGGAAGCUUUAGCAAUUGAAAAAACUGAAAUGGAAACAGUAAUACAAAAUAAUGCAAAGGAAGAAAAAAUAAUGAAAAAACAUUUAAAAGCAGCUAUUAUUGCUGAAAGUCUAGUUAACUCACCAACUAGUCCUAAAUUUUCAAACUUAUCAUCAAAUUCUAAAGAACCUGUUUCGCCUAAUAAACCUCAAGAUGGUUUAAUUGAUAAAGAUGCUGAAAAGAAAGAGGAGCAACUUUCAUUGGCAGACAUAUACGAUUCUGAAGAUGAAUUUUACGACGCUUUUGAUGGCGGACCAAUUUUAGAAGGGGUCGAACCAAGCAUUAUUACCAAUCCAACCGAAGAUAAUCUCUCGUCAACUUUUGGAAAAAAUGCCUCAUUAUCCAAAGAUGUUCAGCCAACGUAUAUAUCUGAUUCAUACAAUGGGUAUCCCGAUCAUGCUAGAACAAAAUUUUCACUAGAUAAAGGCUUUUCAAAACCUGAAGUUUCAUUAUGGUCAAUAUUAAAAAAUUCUAUUGGCAAAGAUUUAAGUAAUAUCGCUUUACCUGUCUAUUUUAAUGAGCCAACUUCUAUGCUACAGCGUAUGUCUGAAGACAUGGAGUAUAGUGAAUUAUUAGAUCUUGCAGCUAUACAGAAAGGUAGCACUGAGAGAAUUUUAUUUGUUGCUGCCUUUGCUAUGAGCAAUUACUCUAGUACCGUUGGUAGAAUUGCAAAGCCAUUCAAUCCCUUAUUGGGAGAGACUUAUGAGUAUGUUCAUCCAGAUAAAUCCUUUAGGUAUGUGUCGGAACAAGUCAGCCAUCAUCCACCAAUUAGUACAUGUCAUUGUGAAUCACCCAAUUAUGAUUUUUUUUCUGAGGUGGACGUAAAAUCAAAAUUUUGGGGAAAAUCAUUUGAGGCAUUACCACAAGGAGUAUCACAUGCGAGACUAAAAGUUUUAAAGGAAUACUUUCCUACAUAUACAAACAAGUCAGCUGAAGACUUUCCAGCAAAUGGUAAUCCCAAAGCAUUUUCUGAACAUUAUUCAUGGAAAAAAGUUACAACAUCUGUAAAUAAUUAG